UGCUUCGGAAGCUCAUACGCUAGACCACUGUGCCCUGUCCCUGUCCACCGUGGACCUCGCCAGUGCGGGCGAAGCUCUACCUCUGGGGCAGCAGGCAGACGAACUGGCACGACGCAUCUGAGUCGGGCAGGGUGGGGCGCAAGCGCGGGAGGAGAUGAGUGCAUUUGAGUGAAGAUUGAUCUUCCUUAAAAUGGUUGCCACCGGCGUCAUUAUGACUAUCAAAGUUAUCGCCAAGAGGCUCAGCCUCCAACCUCGGGCGGGAAGGAGAAGAAGCAAGACUGGUCAGAGACUCUCUGUUCCCCCAGUCAGCACCAGGAACACCGGGGGCCACAGGCCAAACCCCCGGGCGAGCAGAACUGGCUGGGAGCGGGCAAAGGACCGGAGCCUUCUUCCUCACUUCUCGUGUCUUCUCGUCUCCUACCUGGAUCUAUUUGUCUGCUCUGAAGUCGCCUUCAUUACCCACUGACAGGAGCGUGUAUUUAUUUGCUUAUAAACCUGUUACAAUAAAUGAUUAUUCGAACGGCGUCAUUCGUACCUUAAUGACGAGCGGGCGCUACUUUUUGAUGAAUGACAUCUCCGACUCGGAAGGAUGUAUGGGUCAUUUUGACCAGUCAUUCCCUCGCUCUGGCAUCCCACAAUUUUUCCGCCUCCCUCCAAAAGAGAUAAUAAUAUUUAGAGCCGCUUGCUGGGGCUGAAUGAGAAUCAGCCCUGGGCGCAGCCCAUCAUUAAGACGGGACAGCCAGGCCACUGUGACAUUUUUUAGAAAGCUGAGAUGAUGGAAAGAAUAAGAAAAGAGAUGAUUCUGAUGGAGAGAGGGCUCCAUAGCCCUACUGCUGGCAAGAGGUUCUCCAAUUUGUCCGAUUCGGCUGGCGGUGCUGUGCUUGAGGCCCUGGAAAAUUCGCAGCACCCGGCUCGCCUCAGUCCGCGCCUUCCGUCCGCCCCGCUGCACGGAGCUCUGGGAGACCUUCCCGCCAAGGGCAAAUUCGAAAUAGACACUUUGUUCAACCUGCAGCACCCGAGCAGCGAAAGCACCGUCUCCUCCGAAAUCGCCUCCGCCACCGAGAGCCGCAAGAAGCCCAGUCAUUAUUCAGAGGCGGCCGCCGAGGCCGACAUGAGCAGCGACGUGGAGGUGGGCUGCUCCGCACUGCGCUCCCCCAGCGGCCUGGGAGCCGCGCCGCUCAAGGAAAACAAUGCUAAAGGGUACGCGGAGAGCGGCUCCGUCGCGGGCACCACAACGUCGGCCUCCGGCUCUGGCCUCGGCAGUCUGCAUGGAGGUGGCGGCGGCAGUAGCGGGAGUGCGGCGUUGGGCGGCUCUGGCUCCGGUUCCAGCGCCGAUCAGGUGCGGCGAUACCGGACGGCAUUCACCCGCGAACAGAUUGCGCGCCUGGAAAAGGAGUUCUACAGGGAGAACUAUGUGUCUCGGCCCCGCCGGUGCGAGCUGGCCGCUGCACUCAACCUGCCCGAAACCACCAUCAAGGUGUGGUUCCAGAACCGGCGCAUGAAGGACAAACGACAGCGCCUGGCCAUGUCGUGGCCGCAUCCAGCGGACCCCAGCUUCUACACCUACAUGAUGACACACGCGGCGGCCACCGGAAGCCUACCCUACCCUUUUCACUCGCACGUGCCGCUGCACUACUACCCGCACGUGGGCGUCACCGCGGCUGCAGCAGCGGCCGCCGCCUCCGGAGCGGCGGCGGCGGCAUCCUCGCCCUUCGCCACCUCCAUCCGUCCUCUGGACACCUUCCGCGCGCUCUCCCAUCCUUAUUCGCGGCCGGAGCUGCUCUGCAGCUUCCGCCACCCCGGGCUCUACCAGGCGCCGGCCGCCGCCGCCGGGCUCAACAGCGCGGCCUCGGCGGCCGCUGCAGCGGCGGCUGCAGCCGCGGCGGCCUCCUCGGCGGCGGCGGCCGGGGCGCCCCCCAGCGGUAGCUCGGCGCCCUGCUCGUGCCUCAGUUGUCACAGCAGCCAGUCUGCGGCCGCGGCCGCCGCCGCUGCAGCGGCAGCGCUGGGCUCCCGGGGCGGCGGCGGCGGCGGCGGCGGGGGCGGCGGCGGAGCCGGGACGGCGGGCGGCUCGGACUUUGGCUGCAGCGCCGCCGCGGCGCCGCGCUCCGAGAGCGGCUUCUUGCCCUACUCGGCCGCGGUGCUCAGCAAGACCGCCGUCAGCCCGCCGGACCAGAGGGACGAGGCGCCGCUCACCAGAUAACUACACCGCCGCCAGGGGCCGCGCCAGCCGCUCGGCGUGCGCCCCGUCGGGGCCCCGAUUGGCCCUCGGCUACUGCUGCCACUAGGGGGCGCCCCGGGGCACGGGAGGGCGAAAGAAACCUGCCCGAGUUUGGGGGGUCGGGGGGCAGGGGCCGGCGUGAAGGCCUAGCGGGAUCCCCCCAUAUGAUCUCUAUUUUUGUAUCUCCAACAUAGCUUUCCCCCCCUCCCCGCCCACUCCCAACCCUACGCCUUCUAAACGUUGGUCCCACUCUGCAGGCCCAGCUUUCCACAUGUCUGGAGUCCUCGGUCUCCAAAGACAACUCCCCACGGGCCAGUCAGACUGAUCCAGGCGUUCCGUCGCUGCUGAUCAGCCCCAGGGCCCCGAGUUACCCUGGGGGGGUGGCUAGAAGCAAUGGGGGUGCCAAGACAAAGCGAGAGAAUUGUGGGCGUUAGUACUUGGGCGAGGGAACGUCAGCCUCCUAACCUCUCAGAUUCACGCUGCUGCUCUUUUUCUUGUCUUUGAACGAAGGGGGAGAAGGAAAAGGCAGAUUUUCUCAGCUUCUUGCUUGCUAGGGGCCUUUGUCCAAGGGGAGCAGGAGGAUGGGACUGUGAGAAGCCACAAGGCAGACAAGGAAAUGCGUGGUAGACAUCUUUGACAGCGGCGCAGGGCUGCAGCGGUUUGUUCUGUUCUGUUCAGUUCGGAAAGGACAAAGGUGGGAAAGGGUGGCGAUUGCGCUUCCUUCUCUCCCGUUCACACUACAGUUAGUUCUCUUUUAGUCUUUGGUUUCUGUGCUUAGGAAAUGGAAGGGUUUUUUUUUUUUUCCCUUGGAUAUUUUGUGUAAAACGUAAUGGGUAUAGAGGUUGUCAUAGCCAGGACUGAAGGAAAGGGAAACAGAGAGAAGGUGAGGGUCAAACUGACAUUGUAGUUUGUGCAGAGGCAAUUUCAUCUCAGUUUUCCAACCUUCGAGCUCCACUCGAUCUGGGAAAUACUUGAAUCUCUAGGUAUAUGAUAGCAUCCUAAAAAUGUCCUUAGACACGUUUAUGAGUUGGAACUCUGUAUUUCUCUGAACCCUUUCUUUCCUUGUUUUCCUUUUCCCCGGGUAAAAUGGUUCUUGGUGUAUUUCUCACGCAUGUCUGUUGCCUUCUUCUCUGCAAAGCCACCGCUGUGUUGCUGAGACCUGCUCUGCCAACCCUGGCUACAGGGGGGGUUUCCUUGAACUUGAAGAAAGGUACAUCACAGCCCACCAGUGUUAACUGCCACGUCAAUUUUGAUGCUAAUAAUGUGCAGAUUAUGACGAAAAUUGCCAAUCAUGCUCUCUGAUGGACCUCCUUUGAAUGUGGAAUUGGAGAAAAGUUCCCCGCACGGAGACCUGCUGUCAAGUACUAACAACCCGCUAAGGGAAGUCAUUAGGAGAGACGGAUAAGAGACUCGGUACAUAAAACAUUGUUCUUGGUGCAUAGAAUGUAUGUUAUUUAAUGUUAUCUCUGUUACCUGAAGUGAUUUCGCAGAAAAAAAGCCACGUUCUUAUCAUCUCAAUGGCCAAUUUUCAUUUUGGUAACUUGGACACCCUGGGUAGACUUUUCUCUGUUAAGUUGAUAUUCCACCAAUGUGAACAGCCUCAUUAAAUCAAGCCCAGAUAUUUCCAUAGAGCUCCCCGCAGAGCCUCUUCGCUCCUCACAUAAUGAGAUUUUCUGAAGAGUUGAAACCCUAAAAUAACUUGCAUGCUUAGGCCCAGCAAAGUGGGUAUAUGUGUGUAUGCAACCUGCGUGUGUAUGUGUAUAUAUAUAUGUAUAUGUAUGCAUAUGCAUAUAUAUAUUCGUGCUCUUAAAUACAUAUAUAAGAGAUACACACAUCCAUAUGUACACAUUGGCACAUUUUCUGUGAUUUAUUUCAAAUUCGUUUCCUAGCAUUUUUUGUUGUUAUUUUAAAGACACUGGAUUUUAAAUUUUUCACUCCCUGAGGAUAGAUUUUUCAUUAUAUGUUGAAAUAAUUAAUUUUUCCUGGAAAAUUAUUUUUAUCAAGUGGAAAAGAUUUCAAGGGGAAGCAGUAUUUCAAAACUCUUGUGAUCUAUUAUGAUAUUCCCAUAAAAUAUUAAAGAACUUCCCAAGGAAAUAACAAUGAUCUAAAACUCAACUUUUUUUCUAAAGAGAUGAGACUACUUAUGUAAAAAAAUGAUUAUACCAGCUCAUAUUCACUAAGUUUACAUUAAAAAUAUUAAUAUAUAAUUUAAGACUAAAUAAAAUAAACCAAAAUAUGGUAUCCUUUUAUCAGCUUUACCUUUCUAGAUUGUUAAAGCUCUUUGUUAUGAUCAGCUAUCAGAUGUAUAUAAGGUACUUUAGGCAAUAAUGUUUACAUCCCCCCUCCCAAAUAUAUAUGAUUGAUGAGAACGCUGGCUGGUGAAAUGAACAUAAAUUCAUCUUAUGUUAGGUCCACUGGAUCUGGCUAGUAUAAUAAAAUAAAACUGUAAAUAAAGUCUUUGUGCUUUAAAUAUUGCUGGCUGUAUGAACUCACUGUAAGAUAUUUUACAAAUGUGCAAUAAUUAUAAAGCUUUGUAUAUUACGUUAUUUAUUGUGUUUGGUCAUGUAAAAUAAAUGUUAUUUAAAUCAGA
Messenger RNA from Mastomys coucha (southern multimammate mouse), 4808 nucleotides. It is a transcript of the gene Evx2, whose product is annotated as even-skipped homeobox 2. Gene Ontology annotation, molecular function: RNA polymerase II cis-regulatory region sequence-specific DNA binding; DNA-binding transcription factor activity, RNA polymerase II-specific. The transcript is spliced from 4 exons. The record is from RefSeq and is a predicted model, not a curated record. Gene Ontology annotation, cellular component: nucleus. Bases 773 to 2200 code for a protein of 475 amino acids. Gene Ontology annotation, biological process: regulation of transcription by RNA polymerase II. Lineage: Eukaryota; Metazoa; Chordata; Mammalia; Rodentia; Muridae.